Orbilia oligospora ATCC 24927 is the source of this 963-nucleotide messenger RNA. RefSeq lists its product as uncharacterized. NCBI's taxonomy places the organism in Eukaryota, Fungi, Ascomycota, Orbiliomycetes, Orbiliales, Orbiliaceae. The coding region runs from base 1 to 963 and encodes 320 amino acids. The record is from RefSeq and is a predicted model, not a curated record. The transcript is spliced from 5 exons.
AUGUAUACAAAGCAUGGACUUGGAAGGGAGGAUUGGUUGAUUAUAACUUCAACGGUUAGAGAAUUGGACCUCUUCAUUUAUUUUAUGCUGGGUAUCCAUCUCUGGGACUUUGCUCCCCUAGCCGAUAAAUUUCUUGAACCUGCUCGCAAGCUUGCAUUCUCGAUGGAGAUUGUAUUUACCGUUAGCAUUAACUUGACCAAACUCUCGAUUUUAACUUUCUACCUACGACUAUUUCCUCUCGGCGUCGUAUCGGUUCACCUUCACCGUUUGAUAUAUGCAGGCAUGGCUAUCACGGUUCUUGCCAUGUUGGCCACCCUUGUUGCAGCAAUAUUUCAGUGCCACCCUAUCGAACACUUUUGGAUUUACAACAUGGAAGGCCAUUGUUACCCAACCUACCCGGCCCAUCUCGCUACGGCAAUCAUAAACAGUGUGACCGAUUUCUACUGUGUGAUUGUACCUCUAGGAGAGAUAUGCGGCUUAACCAGGGUUGAUAGGAGGGGCAAAUGGAUUGUGGUUUCAUGCUUCGCCUUAGGCGCAAUUGUAUGUUUCGCCGGAGUCAUCAGGAUUUAUUUCACAAAACUCGUGUUCCACGAUAGCCCAUAUGACUGGACUUGGGAUAGUAUUGGGCUAUACAUUGCUAGCGCAUUAGAAUGCACACUCGGAAUAGUCUGCGCAUCGGUCCCUGCGCUUCGACCAUUGUUUACCAAAACAAAUGUCAGAGCCGUUGGAGAUCUAGAGUCAGAUUUACAUAAAAAGCGACGAUCUGCCGCUCGCAGGAAACGCCGCACCGGAGCUGAAGCGCCAGCACCACUCGAGUUCGUCACGACAGCGUUUAAAGAAAGAGAUGCCGAUUCUGUGACCCCACUCACAUCGGGCAGCGAAAACUGGAAAGAUGUAAAACUUUCAGAUUCUCCCCAUUACUCAAAUGGUCGGCGAUCUACGAAAUGGCCCCACUGGGUAUGA